UGGUGAAUUUCCAUGUAAGGCCCCGCAGUGCCCACCACCUUCUUAUUAUAGGAGGUCAACAGAUAAGGCAUUCCAUACAUAUAAACCACACCAUCACUGUUCUGGCCUGGGACACAAAGACAUUCACACAGCACCGACAUGGCCAGCAAGAAAGCAGCCGCCAAGAGCAAGGCUGCUGCCAAGCGUUCACAGAGAGGCUCUUCCAACGUCUUCUCCAUGUUUGAGCAGUCUCAGAUACAGGAGUUCAAGGAGGCUUUCAGCUGCAUUGAUCAAGACCGAGAUGGCAUCAUUAAAUUGCAGGACCUCAAGGAAACCUAUGCACAGCUAGGGAAGCUGAACAUGAAGGACGAGGAGCUGCAGGAAAUGCUGGCUGAGGGCAAAGGUCCCAUCAACUUCACUGUCUUUCUCACUCUUUUUGGAGAGAAACUCAAUGGCACCGACCCAGAGGAUACCAUUGUUGCCGCCUUCAAACUUUUCGACCCAAACGGCACAGGCUUCGUCAACAAGGAUGAGUUCAGAAGACUGCUGAUGAAUCAGGCUGACAAAUUCACAGCUGAGGAGGUGCAUAUGGAUCCUUUUACUUUUCCAAAUUGCUGCGCACAUUGACAAGUUUGCUCAAGUCUUGAGGUGGACCAGGCCUUCUCUGUCGCCCCAAUUGACGUCAGUGGCAACAUUGACUACAAGUCCUUGUGUUAUAUCAUCACACAUGGAGAUGAGAAGGAGGAAUCGUGAAAACAAACAGCAUCCUCGCCCUCAAAGAUGCACAAGAACUCCUGCAGCUACUUUACAAUGGGUUUUUUUCUGUCAGGCAAAGGUGAUUUUGGGUCGUAAAAAAUCUUUUCAAUUUUGAAAUGCAGUCAACGGUUUGAAGAGCGAUAAUAAAAUAUGUGUUCUAAUACAA
Molecule: messenger RNA, 901 nt
Organism: Anguilla rostrata (American eel)
Lineage: Eukaryota; Metazoa; Chordata; Actinopteri; Anguilliformes; Anguillidae
Gene: myl7
Product: myosin, light chain 7, regulatory
Exons: 7
Coding region: 139-606 (155 amino acids)
Biological process (GO): heart contraction; cardiac muscle tissue development
Cellular component (GO): myofibril; cytoplasm
Molecular function (GO): calcium ion binding
Source: RefSeq, a predicted model, not a curated record